GUUCCUUCUUUCUCCCCUUUCUAUGAAGAGCUCACGUAAUGCGCCGGGCGGGAUCUCUUCGCGCUUGUCAGGCGAGGUCCUGGACCACGGAGACUUCGAAUCUGCAAAAUAAACGCGCACAAACCGCAGGGAUUUUGAGAUCUGGUUUAUAUCAGUCCCGAGUAUCUCCCACGACCAGUUCCACGCGCACUGAAAAUUCCGGACAGCGAUCUACGAGCGUCCAGAAACGCAGGGUCUUUCAAAGAUCGUUACCUGCAUCGAAACCCUCGUCAUUUUCUGGGGGUGACAAAGGGGCUACAUGGACCUCAAAAGAGACUGAAACUACCUCGAGUUCCUUCACCUGCCAUCGUUCGUCCUGCCCGGUACACAGCGAAAAAGAAAAAUCAGCGUCAGGAUCGACGACUACAUCUGGAAUUCACGGAUCGGUACGCCACGCGAAUAAGUGGGAAAAUAACACGAAUCGAAUGCACGCUCACGUCAUUACCAGGACGAACAAUAAAAGCAUUGGAGGGUUCUUUGAUAGGCCGGCGACCCAGCCCCCUACGCGGUCAGUUGAACCCCGUGAAAUUCGGAGCUACUCGAAUAACCUUCGCUCCGAAGUGGCCCCACAUCGUGAUCCCAUAAAGCAGUGGAUAGCCGAAAAACUAACGACAUUGGAAAAGCGGGACCAAAGUUUUCCACGACGACAGUCUGCGCAGUACAGGACGUCGACGAGCUUUCAGGAUUCCGUAGCCGAAUAUCGACCUUCAACUGCGGCACCUACGAUCAGAACGCCUUCCGGAGUCACCGAUCAGAGCGCGGAUAGAGCUGGCAAAAAUCAAGCAACCGAACGACGUUUUCACAGGUCACCUGCGGCUACGAGACCGGAGGUCCGAAAGACGAGGCUUGUAUUAUCGAACGGUACGCGGAUGGUGGAAAGAAACUUUCUUAGUGGCUCUUCUAGGCCUUUCACCGCGAAUGAGAGCUCCAAACUUUUGCCAACACCCAAGGGGACUAAAUCUCCUAACAAAUGCGAGGUACAACGUCUGCAGAGUGUUGGAACGAUUCCGACAACAACGGAGGGGCUUCGAGGACGAGGAAGAGCGUCCUUGCCGUACAACGACGUGUACCGGAAGUCACUCGGUACCAAAACGUGCUCCAAACUACCCUCCGCAAUACAUACGUCUGACCGACUCCGGGAUCGAUUACGAAAAGUGCGAACUGACCUUCAGGUAAAGAUGCUACAGGAGGCUGAUCUUCAUAAUGGUUGCGAGAAAAAUCAAAAACCUUUCAGAGAACGUCACGAAGUGAUCUAGGACCACCUCCAGAAAAAUUUCUCUGAUAUUUAUAUUUGCGUGUAUUAAAAAUAUACGCAACUUCAGACCACCGGGGCAUGAGUAGAACUUCAAAGAUUUAUGGUGAGAUGAAAUUUCUCAAUAAUUUGAUCUAUCAUAUUAAUAUCAAAGAUGAUU
Molecule: messenger RNA, 1451 nt
Organism: Athalia rosae (coleseed sawfly)
Lineage: Eukaryota; Metazoa; Arthropoda; Insecta; Hymenoptera; Athaliidae
Exons: 6
Coding region: 39-1295 (418 amino acids)
Source: RefSeq, a predicted model, not a curated record